Messenger RNA from Trypanosoma cruzi, 1077 nucleotides. RefSeq lists its product as uncharacterized. Bases 1 to 1077 code for a protein of 358 amino acids. The record is from RefSeq and is a predicted model, not a curated record. NCBI's taxonomy places the organism in Eukaryota, Euglenozoa, Kinetoplastea, Trypanosomatida, Trypanosomatidae. The transcript has a single exon.
AUGGAGGUUCUUGAAACCGCGCUUGUUGAGAUGCGGGUCUCUGUUUCCUCUCUUGAGGGACGGGAACGAGAACUUGUGGCAGAGGUUGGACGAUUACAAGAAGAGAUGACAUCUAUGAUGGAAGCAGACAAUGUCAAGAAAAAAUUGACGGCGAAACGCGAGGUUUUCACCCCCUCCUUGGCCGAUGUCGCUUGCACAGAAGAGCCCUGGGAGCCCCUGCAAUGCGUAUGCCAGGCGUACAGUGAAGUGGUAAAUGCACAGAUCGCACUUCUGCGUGCAGCUUCCGCCAUUGUCGUUGUACCCAAAAUUUCAGGCGAGGAGUUUGAGAAUGUUUGCAAGGCACUGGAUGCUAUUGUGGCGAAAGAUGAUCGCGUUACCAAUGGCAUCAACGAAAAGGAUGGAAGAGGCAUCCCCUCAAGCUUUAAGUUUGUUGAAGAAGAGGGUUCUGAAAAACAGCUGGGGAGGAAAUCUUCACCGUUAAAGACGGCACCACUACAAUCUUCAGAGACAUCGACAUUUUACAUAAAGCACUCGCCUGCUCUUUUCUCUGCCCCAAUGGCGACUUCUGGAAACGGAAAAAAAAAUGCCCAAACCGGCAACCAUUACUUAUUCUCUGAAUUCCCGUCGACCCAAACAGCCGAUCCUCAAAGUGAAACCAGUGGAUUUUGCUUGGACAAAAAUCACGCCGCGUUUUAUUUCACAUUGGGAAGUGAAAAUGAAAAAGAUAAACGUUCCCCACAUCCCGCUGACGCGGCAGGAUCAUCUCCGCAGGAGACAUACCCCGCCUUCUUUGCAGAGAAGCAUUCGCACAAAGCCUCCAAUGCAGCACCUACCAGAAGCAUUGCGUCACCUUUGGGUUCAGAGUCACCCGGACGAUUUGCACCGGAUCCUUUGGAUUAUUUCGUAAAAUCCCGUGAGAUGGGUAAAGAUACGGAACGCGACGGCAGUGUUCACGGGAACGCAACCAACGUGAAAAACUUUUUGGACCUCUUUGGCGCGGCACCUCCCGAAGAAUCACAUUCAAAGCAGGGGAAAGAUAACAACACCUUUGUUGCAGAGUUUGAUCCCUUUGCUUGA